Molecule: messenger RNA, 567 nt
Organism: Eruca vesicaria subsp. sativa (arugula)
Lineage: Eukaryota; Viridiplantae; Streptophyta; Magnoliopsida; Brassicales; Brassicaceae
Source: the annotation of a GenBank genome assembly
AUGUCCCUUUUUGGGAGAAGAUCCGGUAGAGAUGAUCCUGGCGCUUUAAGAGAGACUCCUUCAGGUAAGAGUGAGGUCCUCUCCUCAUUGCAUCAUUUGGGAGCUCGGUUGCCGGAAGAGGAUGUGGCCUCAGUCAAGGAAGAAGCCAAGGAGUUGUCGCGGCAGCUAUCUGAAGAGAAAAGUAAGAGGGCGGCCCAAGGGAUGGAGCUGCGCGAUCUUCAGGCCAAGGUCAAGGCGAUUGAGGGCACGGUGGAAACUUUCUCGUCAGAGGCUUUAGCGCUGAGUCGUAAGAACAAGGAAUUGGAAGAGGCUUUGGAGAAGCUAAGAGCUGAGGCGAAGAUCUCGGAGAACGUGCAAGUGAUGGCUGUGAAUGGGGUGAAGAUCACAUCUCGAUGGGAGGUAAUUCAAGAUUGGCUCGGCGGACGGGCCCACAGCUGGGAUUUGGCCAGGGAGUUCGAUCUGUACAAGGUCGUGGUUCUUGCCGAGGCAAAGUUCAAAGGCGUUGAUCCUCCCUCUUUUGUAGAUAAGCCAGUCAUCCCUCCGUCUUCUGGCUCUGGCGGAUCAUGA